This is a messenger RNA of Alosa sapidissima (American shad), 798 nucleotides long. RefSeq lists its product as uncharacterized. The record is from RefSeq and is a predicted model, not a curated record. Lineage: Eukaryota; Metazoa; Chordata; Actinopteri; Clupeiformes; Clupeidae. The transcript is spliced from 6 exons. The coding region runs from base 88 to 798 and encodes 236 amino acids.
UCAUGCUGUGCAGCAGUUCUGGCACAGAACAUAUAUAUCUGUUAGCACAGUGUCAUGGAGUGAGUUCCACAGAAAUGCCAAUAUGUCAUGGUCAGCCGGCAGGCCAUGGAGUAUUCAGAUGGUACAAAGUGGUGCUAUUGCUGCACUUGUAACAGCAUGAGGGCCAAGGAUAUAUCUGCCUGCAGGAACAAAUCUCAUUUGACAUGUACAGAAUUUCUGAGUCUCUAUCCGAAUUGUGUCCAUGCAAAAGCAUUGCAUGCGAUCGUAGAAGAUGAGAUGAAGAAUGAUUAUGUAGAUUCUGACAUGCAGCCAGUGGAUGCCUCGGACAUACUCAUUCCAAUCCCUUUUGAUUCGACCAAAUAUGUCUUCAAAGGGAGACAGGGGUUUACUGUAGUGGCAGGCAGAGACAGGAAAAUCUAUUGUUUUCUUUGCUCCUGUCACUACAGCUGCACCCAUGUGAAAGAGCUCAAAGCCCUCCAUCAGGUGCCAGAGGUCUUAGAGUUCAUUCAGGGCGUGGAGUCAACCACUGUCUAUAGGGAGAGGGCUAUUGCAGUGGUCUCCGAAGACAACAUCUGUUUUCAGAUUGCGGUGGAAGAGCAGGUUGUCUACUCAAACCCUCCAACAGAGCUUUUUGAAAGCGUAGGUGGGGUGCUGCAGCUCAUUCCACCUACAAAGGCCACGUGUGGGUGUGGAGCUACAACGAGCCAGACACCUGUAGUAGACGGACAGCCCCUCCUGUUCUGCAGCACUGCUGUGGUCCGUGCCCAGAGUAUGUGGUUUCCAAUGCUAUCCCCAUAA